AUGGAGUACUCGAUCAAGGACUUGGACGACAUGUGCGUGCGCCUGGACAUUUUGUGCCAGGAGCUGCUACGUCGUCGGGAGGACUUCUUCACACUGGAAGCAAUCCAACUCACCCAGAGCAUCGGCGAGAGACUGGCGUGGGCGUAUUGCCAGCCCCGAUUGGGGGAGCAGUUUGCGCAGCCUUUCGUAGACCGCCGGGUGCGGGACCGGUUGCGGGAGCUGCUGCUGACGAAGAACCCCCAGCUGCAGGCGCAGGUGCUGCAGACCAUCCACAUCCUUCUGGCGGCCACUCCGGCGGAGUCCACCCUCUUCUGCAACCUCACGGCCGGCUGGUACCUGCGGCGACCUAAGAGGGGUCACCGGGUAGUCACCAGCCAGUCCUCCGUGCCCUGCGGCUCCAGCACCCCCAGAAAGGCCUGCUUCGCGCCCUCGAUCGCCUCUUCCAAGGGCGAUUCUCCACUCCAAGCCACUCCGAGCCACAUCCUCCUCUUGCAUGUGGUCAGUCACGAGGCCAUCCACUUGACGCCUUUCUCAUCCCCCGACUCGAUCCAUUGA
Messenger RNA from Effrenium voratum, 555 nucleotides. NCBI's taxonomy places the organism in Eukaryota, Dinophyceae, Suessiales, Symbiodiniaceae. The record is from the annotation of a GenBank genome assembly.